ACUAUCUCGGCUUCCGACUGAUGGUGGAUCUGUCGCCGUACCUGCCGGACAGCGUGGACGCGCUGCGCAACGUGUGGUACACGCAGUUCACCGGCAUCUACAAGCCGAACGUGGAACGCUGGCGAGCCUGCCUGCACAGCAUCGACCGCGCCGUGCCUCUGUACCUUCUGUACAUGUACUCGGAGCACCUAAACAAGACCUCCUUCAGGGAGGUUGUGGCUAGGAUGACCACGGACAAGAUCGGCCGAACAUUUGCAGAAAACAUCAAUCGAACUAAGUGGAUGGAUGGCUUCACCAGGUACAUCGCUGAAAGAAAGAUCAUGUCUCAGAAGAUCUUGAGUUUUUACCCCGUCUGGGUUGCCAUCAAAGACAAGUUCUUCGAACACAUUGCCCAGCUGCCAUCGGCAACGGGCACAGACGCCAUCAAGCAGUACUUCACGUACGUGCAGCACUUCAGAGACGACAUCUUCAAGGCGUACACGACGCAGAAAGCCCGGAUGAAGCAGUGGCCCGGCAGCGUGUUCGACACUGAAGUCAUGUACGACAUGCAGAGGCAGGCCGUCUUCAUCCCGAUGGGUCUGUUCAACACAUCGGUACCUACCAACAGUUCAGUCUUUGUUGUUCACUCUGCGCGCUACGGUGUCCGGCUGACGAGAGCCAUGACAAGGAUGAUAUACGAAAAGAGCUACUACUACGACACCGGCAAGGUGUUUCCCGAAAUGGUGUGGAGCGAGACGUCCGCCCAGAAUUUCGCCAGGAAGCUGCAGUGCUUCUCCGACCAGUACAGCGCGCUCGAUGACCCCAACAACCCGGGUCACAAGCUCAACGGAUCGACGGUGCGCGAGUCUGUGUUCGAAGAGAGCGCCGCCAUCACGCCUGCUUUCAAGGCCUUCCAUCAGCUGCUGAACGUCUUCAGGAUAUGGCAGAGAGACUUCCGUCUGAUGAACGCUGAACACCUCUCGUCGGAUAAGCUCUUCUUCAUAUACUACGUCUUGGACAACUGUGUGAAAGCGAACCAAGACUACAUGAUGUAUCAAAUGUACGGCUCCAACAAAGCCUUCGUAAAAGAGAGGGUGAUGCUGGCGCUGAAGAACUCUCGCGAGUUCUCCCGGGUCUUCGGCUGCCAAGAGGGCAGCCCCAUGAACCCACAGCAGAAGUGCAUCGCCUGGGGCGGCUAGCCGUCGUCGAUGGGCGAGUUCGAGAGAGAUGCUGACCGGAGGGCCCCGUCGGGUGUCCCUGUGGGGGAGACGGGGUUUGAUAAAGAACCCACUCGACCCCCCCUAAAACGCUGAGUGACAGCAUUUCGGAAGAAAGCCGUGAACGCCCUUACUAGAUGACAGCCCUUGCCCCGGCGACGUGCACGACCACCGGCCUCUGACGCAGGAAACUCACUGUGUGCGUUUACCCGUGACGUCAAUAAAGAAACAUCGAAACACUUUGUCAUCAUCAGAA
Messenger RNA from Rhipicephalus microplus (southern cattle tick), 1452 nucleotides. Its product is annotated as endothelin-converting enzyme 1. The record is from RefSeq and is a predicted model, not a curated record. NCBI's taxonomy places the organism in Eukaryota, Metazoa, Arthropoda, Arachnida, Ixodida, Ixodidae. Gene Ontology annotation, biological process: protein processing. Gene Ontology annotation, cellular component: plasma membrane. Gene Ontology annotation, molecular function: metalloendopeptidase activity.